UCCUCCCUCCAUCAGUUCUCGUCCUGUUCUUUGCUACGUACGGCUCUGUGCCUAGCUAGCAAUAGCAUAGCAAUGAGGGCGCUUGGAACGGUUGCUUGGGCAUGGCUGCUGCUCCUGCAGCAGCUCGCCGGGGCCUCUCAUGUCGUCUACGAGAACCUUGAGGUGGAGGCGACGACAGCCGCCGUGCGGCCCUCCAUUGUCGACCCCCUGCUGAGGACCGGGUACCAUUUCCAGCCUCGCAAGAACUGGAUCAAUGAUCCCAACGCUCCACUGUACUACAAGGGGUGGUACCAUCUCUUCUACCAAUACAACCCGAAGGGCGCGGUGUGGGGCAACAUCGUGUGGGGCCACUCGGUGUCGCGAGACCUGAUCAACUGGGUGGCCCUGCAACCGGCGAUCGAGCCGAGCAUCCCGUCCGACAGGUACGGGUGCUGGUCGGGGUCGGCGACGACGCUGGCCGACGGCACGCCGGCGAUCAUGUACACGGGCGUGAACCGGCCGGACGUGAACUACCAGGUGCAGAACGUGGCGUACCCGCGGAACAGGUCGGACCCGCUGCUGCGGGAGUGGGUGAAGCCGUCGCACAACCCCAUCAUCGUGCCCGGGGGCGGCAUCAACGCGACGCAGUUCCGGGACCCGACCACGGCCUGGCGCGCCGCGGGAGACGGCCUCUGGCGCCUGCUCAUCGGCAGCGUCACCGAGGCGCGCCACGGCGUGGCGUACGUGUACCGGAGCCGCGACUUCAGGCGCUGGACGCGGGCGCGGCGGCCGCUCCACUCGGCGGCCACGGGGAUGUGGGAGUGCCCCGACUUCUACCCGGUCGGCGCGCCCGGCCGGCGCGCGGGCGUCGAGACGGAGACGUCGGCGGUGUCCGACGGCGACGGCGGCUCUCCUCGUCGUCGUCAGCAGGCCAAGUACGUGCUGAAGAACAGCCUCGACCUGCGGCGGUACGACUACUACACCGUCGGCACGUACGACCGGGCGGCCGAGCGGUACGUGCCGGACGACCCCGCCGGCGACGAGCGCCACCUGCGGUACGACUACGGCAACUUCUACGCGUCCAAGACGUUCUACGACCCGGUGAAGCAGCGGCGGGUGCUCUGGGGCUGGGCCAACGAGUCCGACACCGCCGCCGACGACGUGGCCAAAGGGUGGGCUGGGAUCCAGGCGAUUCCUAGGACGGUGUGGCUAGACCCCAGCGGGAAGCAGCUCCUGCAGUGGCCUAUCGAGGAGGUGGAGGCUCUGAGAGGCAGGUCGGUCGCUCUCAAGAACAGGGUGAUCAAGCCAGGACAGCACGUCGAGGUCACCGGGAUACAAACGGCACAGGCCGACGUGGAGGUGAGCUUCGAGGUGUCGAGCCUGGCGGGCGCCGAGGCGCUGCUGGACCCGGCGCUGGCCAGCGACGCGCAGCGGCUGUGCGGCGCCAGGGGCGCGGCCGUGGAGGGCGGCGUGGGCCCGUUCGGGCUGUGGGUGCUCGCCUCCGGCGACCGCGAGGAGAGGACCGCCGUGUUCUUCAGGGUGUUUCGCCGCGGCGGCGGCGGCGGCCACGACAAGCCCGUGGUGCUCAUGUGCACCGACCCCACCAAGUCAUCUCUGGACGCGAACCUGUACCAGCCGACGUUCGCAGGUUUUGUCGACACAGACAUUUCUAACGGGAAGAUAUCUCUCAGAACCCUGAUCGACCGGUCGGUGGUGGAGAGCUUUGGAGCCGGUGGCAGGACCUGCAUCCUGUCGAGGGUGUACCCGUCGAUCGCCAUCGGCAGCAAGGCUCGCCUCUACGUGUUCAACAACGGGAGGGCUGACGUCAGGGUGUCCCGUCUCACCGCGUGGGAGAUGAAGAAGCCACUCAUGAACGGCGCUUGAAAUGUUUUUAUUACGUGCGAUAAGUUGGAUUUAAUUGCGUGAUAUGGAAUGGUGCUCGCCUUUGUACAAUAUGGCUAGAUUAUACAAAAAUGAGAGCUUCCACGCUCGGUCGUGUGGAAAAACCUAUGAUGAGUGUGUACGAUUUUAGGGAUGUUCGAUUCAGAUGCCACUACACGGGCAAUAACUAUAUUCUAAUUCAUGAUUUCA
This is a messenger RNA of Zea mays, 2070 nucleotides long. RefSeq lists its product as uncharacterized. The transcript is spliced from 7 exons. Gene Ontology annotation, biological process: carbohydrate metabolic process. The record is from RefSeq and is marked validated. NCBI's taxonomy places the organism in Eukaryota, Viridiplantae, Streptophyta, Magnoliopsida, Poales, Poaceae. The coding region runs from base 73 to 1863 and encodes 596 amino acids. Gene Ontology annotation, molecular function: hydrolase activity, hydrolyzing O-glycosyl compounds.